AAGAGAGCCGGUGCUGGGCAGGGAGCAUGCGUGUUGGGGACAAGGAAGAAAGAAGUGUGGUUUUCCGGAGCCGAGUGUGGCAUGCAGGCAGCUCUGGAAGUAACCUUGCGGUACUGCCACAAAGAAACCGAGCAAUAUGGCCGGUGUGUUGCUGCUAACCCUUCUUCCUGGCAGCAGGACUGUCACCAACUCAAACUUGAUAUGGCCAAAUGUACAUCAUCCCACCCAAUUGUUCAGAAGAUUCGCCAAGAUUGUGCUGAGCCAUUUACUGCAUUCGAGGAGUGCCUGAAGAUAAAUCAGAGUUCUUCAAUUAAAUGUUCUGAACACCUCCAAAAGUUUCUCCUCUGUGCUGACCAAGUGAAAUUGAAUACAUAAGCCUUUUGAUUUCUUCAGCAGAAACCUUGCUAUUUCUUGAAGGGGCAUUACGAUUAAAGAUUUGACCAACAAUGGCAGCAGCUUCUCACCUAUCAUGAAGAUAUCCUUCCCAGACUUCAGCAUCCUUCAUUUAUCUGCAGUGAUCCAAGAUACCGCAGCUUGGCACAUUGAAAUUUAGUUGUGUUGACAUGACAAUGGAAUCUCAUCUUUACUUACACACCCAGGUGUCUGGGGUAGUUAUUCCAUUAUGUUUGGAACUUUUGCAGGCACUAUACAGUAAAUUGCAAAGAUCCCGAGUAAUCUUUUCUGACCCAAUUUUGCAGACAGAAUUGCAAUGUUCCAUGGUUCAAAGCAGAAUGAUCCAGGUAGAUUAAUGAACAGAAGAAAAAAGGAAUCUAAAUUGCCAUGGAACUUCUCUGAAAAUAUUUUGAUGUUCUCUCAUGGACUGCGAGACUUGCCUCAGGGUAUCCUGUUUAUGCCCAGCUAAUGGGCAGCGCCUCGGCAACUUUGACUUGAAAAAUCUUGAACAAGGUCAGACUUAAUUUCUUAAUUGGAGAGUCACUAUAUAUGACCAUAGCUGUAUACCAGAUUGGGAAGAAAAAAAAGUCCACCCAUAUAAAUUAUUUUUUUAUUGUUACCAAGAAAACUACAUGUUCAAGACUACUUGGUCACUAGGAUACAAACUUGAUUCAGAGGAAACAUGAAUAGUGUACUUUUAUUCCAUUUCUGGUCAGUAGAGGGCACUCUGCAAACAUCAGAAUGUUCUUGAUUCUUUAUGACUAUAUUGUAAAAAAUGACAAGAAAAAUGACACUAAUGAAGUUCAGCGGUUGUCAGUCUUAUGUAUCCAGUGUUUCUGACUGGAUUUGUAUUCAUAACUCUGAAUAUUAUUGGAGUGAUGUUUGUAGAAUCUUAUAUGUGUCAAUGCAUUGUUUAUAUCACUUAGCCAAUGGGAUACGAGUUUUGGGAAAAAUGACCCAGUAUUCUGAAUUGUCAUGAUAGGGCAGGGGAAAUUAUUUGUAAGGAGGCAUGAAUAAAUGUGCAAGAAUGAGAAGAGUCAAAUGAAGACCUAAUGUUGAAUGGCCAUGGUGACUAUUUGAUGAGUACCCUCUUAGAAAAGAUUUAAGCCUGUCAUUCCAUAUGCAGGCAUGGAAAAGUAGAGAUUGUAAAGCUAAAAGCAUGAUUGAUUUGAUUGUUUAUGAUGGCAGAUUGAAAUAAUUAGUGAAUGAUAUAGGGUGCUGAGAGAUUCUGAAUAUGAGAUAGACCAUUAUCUAGUAGAAUUAAGUAUAGAUCUUAGAAAA
This is a messenger RNA of Protobothrops mucrosquamatus (brown spotted pit viper), 1674 nucleotides long. RefSeq names its product coiled-coil-helix-coiled-coil-helix domain containing 5 (gene CHCHD5). Bases 82 to 375 code for a protein of 97 amino acids. NCBI's taxonomy places the organism in Eukaryota, Metazoa, Chordata, Lepidosauria, Squamata, Viperidae. The record is from RefSeq and is a predicted model, not a curated record. The transcript has 4 exons.